AUGCGCACGCACGACCUGAAGCUCACGCUUUUGCUUGUGCAGCCUGCAUGGAGCAAGAUCCUCUAUGCGCCCCAGCCAUACGAAGACAACUACGUGGACGAGACGUUCCUGGAGCAGAUGCGGACGAACGCCAAUGCACGUGAGCACGACUACGGAGGGAUGGUCCGCUCGGCCGCGGCCAUCACACAGCAGAUCUGCGCUCUCUUGAUUUUCUUCUCCGUGUUUGAAUUCGUUCGCCAAGAUGCAGUCUCGGCCGUCCUGCUGGGCGCCAUCGACGUGUUCUUGGCGGUCGCUGGCUUCGCCGUGCUUCGUGUUUGCCUCGUGCUGCCUCUGCACACGGUGGACACGCUGAAGUCCUGUCUUCUCUUCUGUGCCACACUGUCGCUCCUGUCGCCAGUACUACGGACGCUCACAAAGUCAUAUGCAAAUGACACGAUCUGGGCGCUGGCGACGUCGUUAGGCCUGUUGCACCUCGUCACGCACGACUACAACUAUGUCAACUCGGGCAUUGGUCGCUUCAGCGGGACGAUCUCACUGAACGCCGCUAUCUUCACGGCCGUGCUGCUCGGCUCGCGGCUCCAGUCGAACGAGCACGUGUUUGCGUUCGUGCUGCUGGCCAUCGAAAUAUUCGCCAUGUUUCCGAUCUUCCAGCGCGAGAUCAAGCGCCACUCGGAAAGGCUGCACAUCAUAACGGCGGUCGUGCUGUUCGCACUGUCGUCGGCGCUGACCUGGCAGCUCUCAGGGCUCCUGAGCGUAUUGUCAGGCGCCUUUGUGUCCUUCUUGGCCUUCGGCUGUCCGCUCUGGUUCAUGCACGUGCAGGAGUCCAAGAACGAGAUUCUAGGUCCGUGGGACAUCGCGCACAUCCAGCCAGAGCAGUAG
Messenger RNA from Hyaloperonospora brassicae, 879 nucleotides. NCBI's taxonomy places the organism in Eukaryota, Oomycota, Peronosporomycetes, Peronosporales, Peronosporaceae. The record is from the annotation of a GenBank genome assembly.